This is a messenger RNA of Rotaria sp. Silwood1, 1143 nucleotides long. The record is from the annotation of a GenBank genome assembly. NCBI's taxonomy places the organism in Eukaryota, Metazoa, Rotifera, Eurotatoria, Philodinida, Philodinidae.
AUGAAUUUUCAUACUUUGUUAAAAUAUAUUUAUAAUCAAGAAGAUAUUAUUUCAAAAAUAAAAUCAUAUGAUGAAACUAUUGAUAUUGAAUUACAAUGGCCAAGCUGUAAUUUAAUUGUAAUCGAUAAUCAAAUAUUUUUACCAUAUAAAGAAGAAAUAUCGUUACAAAAUAUCAAUCGUUUAUUACAAUGGACAAUUGGAAAAAUUUUAAUUUUUUAUUAUAAUCACAAUGAUAUAAUUGAUGAAAUAAAAGUAAUAAAAAGAAUUGUUCAUGUAUUCUUAACAACAUUAAGACUAUAUAUUUUAAAAUAUGAAAAUAAUAAUGAAAUAUUAUGUAAAAAAAAUGUAAAUUUAAUUGAAUUAAUAUCAUUAUUUCAUUAUUCAUGUUUAUUUGUUGAUAAUGUACAAAUAGAAGAUAUUAUAAAUAAAGGUAAUAUACAAUCAUAUAUUCGUUUACAUAAUAUUAUUUAUCAUGACAUGAUUAAAUAUAAAAAUAAUAACUUUAUUUAUAUUAAUAAUAUGAUGAAUGAUUUUCAUGUAGAAUAUUUUAAAAAUAUUAUUAUCAAUUCCAAACGUUUUCAAUUAUUAUUAUUGUUAACAUGUAAUGAUAAAUAUAAUAUGAAUAUAAAUGAAGAUUGUUUAAUUGAACAAUUAAACAUAAUUAGAAAUAAAUUAAAUGUAUAUAAUGUUAAGUUACCUAUACUUGGUUUAGCUGGAUUAAAUUAUGUCAUUUAUCAAGAUAAAAAAAAAUUAACUGAACCUACUUGGUCAAAAAUAAUGAUGGAUACAAGAUUACUUGUAAAUUUGAUUCAUGAAUUUUUUUAUAUAUUUGUACGAUCUUAUACUAAUGAUUUUUCAUAUGGUAUAUUUCAUCGAAUAGAAUCUUUAGAAGAUGGAUAUUUGUUUGAAAAACAAAUUUUUGGCACAAUUAAAUAUAAUUUCUGGUAUGAUGAUAGCUGUUGUCAAUUAAUAUUUGAUAAAAAUACAUGGUCAUCAUCAACAAAUAGUUGUUUAUUUACAAGUAAUAUAUUAACAAAAUUAGAAGAUAUCACUACAACGAAUCAAAAUUUUUGUAGAGAUAAUACAAAUAUACAAUUCUCUGGAAUUGAAUAUGUUCGUAAUAAUAAACUUACAUAUGAAUAA